Molecule: messenger RNA, 1319 nt
Organism: Polyodon spathula (Mississippi paddlefish)
Lineage: Eukaryota; Metazoa; Chordata; Actinopteri; Acipenseriformes; Polyodontidae
Product: ly6/PLAUR domain-containing protein 6B-like
Exons: 5
Coding region: 160-681 (173 amino acids)
Molecular function (GO): acetylcholine receptor regulator activity
Source: RefSeq, a predicted model, not a curated record
UUGUGCAAGGGAGGGAGAGAAAAAUUGUCCAAGUAUUUAAUAAGUUUAGGUUUUCUGGAAUUUGUUGUCGUUACGUUGAUACGCCUGGGGAUCUUUGUUUUAAAUGACUGAUUAAGAAAGCAUCUGAAGACUCUAUUUUGAUUGCAACAUAAAAGUAGAAUGGAGCUCUCUUGCUUCCCUUGCUGGGUCGUUCUCCUUCAUGUCCUUGGCAUCAUUAUCUUGGCAGACUCUGGAAUGGCCAGAAAUAUCAACUUUCACAACUUUUCCCCACCAGUCGAUCCAACCCCCUUCCCAAACAGCUUCAAGUGUUUCACUUGUGACCACGCAACAGACAAUUACUAUUGCAACCGAUGGGCAGAGGAUAAAUGGUGCCCCCAAUAUACAAAUUACUGCAUGACGGUGCAUCACUUUACCAGCCAGGGCAGGAGCAAGUCUGUCACCAAAAGAUGUGCCGUGAAGGAAGAUUGCCACGCGGUGGGUUGCCGCCACCACAGGGACACUGGGCACACGGAAUGUAUCUCUUGCUGUGAGGGGAUGGUGUGCAAUGUGGAGGUCCCUACAAAUCACACAAAUGCAGUGUUUGUCAUCAAGCAGUCUCGGAGCUCCUCGGGGGACAAGGGUAGGACGUUGAGCUCAGCAGCUUUCUCACUAACAUUUCUGACUGCUUUGCUGCUGUUGUGACAUGUAUGAGACAUCUUGAGUCCACAAGAACAAGGAGAAGUAUCUUCAGUGCGUGCAAACCUCUCCAAGAAGAAACUACUGUAUGAAAGAAAACUUUUGGCAUGGUGUGUAAUGUAUGGACUGCUGGAUCAUUACAUGCUUAUACAGAGCCUUAUCAGGGCUGCAUCCAGGAAAAAUGACCACUGAAGGAUACAAACUAGCUAUUAACCAAGGAGUUACAAUACCCAAGUGAUUGAAGUUGAAAAUGUCAACUAAUCGUAUUUGGCCUCGCGGCGGGUCUUACAUUUGUUACUCAGCACGUUAACAAUUCAUGGCUGCUAUUUUAGAUAAAUUCUAUUCAUUUUACAAGUCGUCUUGAAGCCUUGGGUGUCAGGAGCUUAUUACCAACAUAUACAGUAACAUAAGAGACACUGGAUUACUCAUCCAAUGAUAGGAAGCUGAGUCCAGCAAAAUGUAGCAUGUGAAGACUGAUGGACUGGUUGCUAUGGAGGACUUCUGGACUUGAUGCACAUUUCUUCAAAUUACUUUUUCUGCACUUUCCUCAAAGUUAUUUAUUUACUAUCUGAGGAAUCAACGACCCCAUCCAUUAUGAAAACUGUAGAUGGUGCAUCUACUUCUGUAAUUGACAAUUGCUUUUG